AUGGCCACAGAGGUAGAUUUCCAAAGCCCCUCGGGUUCUCAGGCUUUCCCUACUCCCUCAACAACUCCUCGUCGGAUCCCUUCUAUUCAUAUCCGUCACGAUUCGUCACCCAUUCGCUCGUCGUCAUCUUUGGUCUCCCCUCAGAACUUCCCCCCCGACGGACCGAGUGAUAUGGAUGAUCUUGUGGACGAAGAUGCGUUGUCACCACUGGAUCCGCGAAGGUUCACGCCAACCCUCCAUGCCUCCUUGGUGUCCGAGAUCCUCUCGCUGCGGCGAGAGGUGGAAAACAAAUCCAAAGAGAUCGACAUGCUCGAACGCACCUUGCACGAGUCUCGCGAUGAGAACGAGGGUCUGAAUGAUCGGCUUUCCCGGAGCACCAAGGAAUCCCGUUCCCUGAAGCAUCAGCUGCAGCUGUUGGAAGGUGGCUCUUCCUCUGCUCUGUCCGAGCUGGCAAAGGAGCGUGAUGAAGCCCUAGAGAAUAUCACGGACAUGCGGAGGAAGCUGGACCAGGCCCAGAAGAAGGCUCGUCAUCGAGAAGAGGAGCUGGAGCGAGCGCAGAGCCUCUGGAGCCGGGAAAGGGAUUCCUGGGACGGCGAGCGCCGGAGCCUCGAGCGCAAGGUCCACGUGGUGGAGGGCCGGCUCAAGAUGGUCCUGAGCGAGGUGGCGGCCGCGCAAGCCACGCGCACUGCGACACAAGAUGCCCCGGAUCCAGUUCGACCAUCCACUACCGAGCGUAGUGACUCGACCAGCCUACAUUCCAGCAGUCCCGGCCGCCGCCGGGCCAGCGUCACGAGCAUGAGCUCCGAGGGCGAUGCCGAGUUCCACAAUAUCCGCUACUCGGUCGCCAGCGUGGCCGGCAUCCAUGGAAACAAGCCCAGUGCGGUGAGUCUCGCCCAGGAGUUGGCUUUCGACGAGGAGGAUGAGUUUGAUACUCUGCAUGAUGACAUGAUUCUGGACUCGCCCGAGGCCCUGCCGGAAGAACGACCAAUGUCGGUGCUCUCCCAUGCCUCUCUGGCCAUGAGCUUGAAGGCCAGAAAGAUCCUCGGUCUAUCCAUCGACAGUAGCACUGAUGGACCGGCAUCCACGUUUGACAGGGGCGUAAACAGCCCCGCCAGAGUGUCCUCACCCAGGCUUGGGUAUCGGGACGCUGGGAUACAAUAUUCUCUACCGCCGUCCCCAACACUAUCGGAACACACGCCGGUCGAGCCUGCCGCCGAAGUGUCGCCGCAGCCAUACCAGGGGACUGACAGCAGCACCGCGACCUUGACCAUUGACAUGAAGUCGACCUCAUGUCAAACGAUCGGUGAUCUUCCCAGCCCUCCAUGGACACCGCAGGUCGCUGAGAUUCCCAUACCGCCAGUCACAGACCUGGCCGCAACGGCUUCGGCAUCGACGCAGACGGAUCUAGCAUCGGUUUCGGAGGCGGUAAAAGAAGAGGCUCCGGCACCUACACCUACCAGGCCUGCCCUCUCUGCCAUUGAAGUGCCGAUGAUUGCCAUCCACCCUCCGCGCUCGGAGCCCCCCUCUCCCCGAGGAAGUGUGGUGCUGCCACCUCAGACGAAGAACGUCUCGUGUCAGACCACUUUUGCAUCUCUUGUGGACAAUCGGUCUAUUGCGAUUCAGACCGAGGAGAUCCGCAUCGAUCAGCGGCCAGUCAAACUGCCGGCCAGUCUGCUCCCCUCGGCCAUCCCCGAUUUGCCGCUGAAAGUAUCGCGUGCGCAGAAGACCGUGGACUCCCCCAUCCAGCCGUACCGCCCUCCAUCCCCUAAGCUAAGCAAGGGCGAAACCAAACCUCCUCCCCUCCCAGCCAAGGCACCGUCCAGGAGCAAACCGGUCGCCCCCAUGCAGGCCUAUCCCGGCAACAACGACAAUGGACCCUUGACCGAAGGGUCCAAAUCUGAGCUGAGACGACCCUUCCGCUCGAGCAGUCUGUUUGCGGGCUUUGACGAGGAAGGGAUCGACGGAGAGUCACCCGAAGGGGUCAAAGAUAUCUUCACCGAUGACGAACUGCUGAAUCGGCCGUUCGCUUCUUACCGACUGAGAAGGGGCAAGCUGGUCUCUGCGCUGGAACGGUCGAGCCUGGAGGACCAUGUCCUGGCGGAGCUGACGAGCAGCUGCUUGAUGCCGAGUCUCAUCUGUACGAGCAUCCUGGCGAGGGGGGCAGCAGCACACCAGCGGAGAGCACGCAGCCCCAGCGAGCCGAGUAUCGACAGCGGCAGUGGCCAAGGUGUCCGUCGACCAUCGCUGCGACGCGUGCGGUCCGCCGCGGCCAUGUCACAGUCGGAACAUCUCGAGCGGCCGACGAGUCAAUCGUCUCCGUCCUCGUACGGGCUGGAAAGCCCGCGGUAUCCGCCGCUGCCCUUUGAUGACAUCACGGCGCCCCGGGAUCGGAUGAUGGGCCGGAGACAGUCCUCUCACCGCGCCUCCGUUUCCCGCCCCUUCGCGCAUGAGCGGCAGGACUCGAGCGCGACGACGGCCAUCCAGCCCACCAGCGUGGUCGACGCCAUCGCGCAGACGAUGAUCGGCGAGUGGAUGUACAAGUAUGUGCGUCGGCGGCGCUCCUUUGGGGGCGUCGGCGAGUCUAAGGAGAACUGGGAGGGCAAGAAUGCCGACGAGGUGUCCGCCAGCAUUACCAACAGUGGUGUGCGGCACAAGCGAUGGGUCUGGCUGGCGCCGUACGAGCGAGCCGUGAUGUGGAGCAGCAAGCAGCCGACGAGUGGUCCUGCGCUGCUGGGCAAGAGCGGUCGAAAGUUGAUCAUCCAAUCCGUCCUUGACGUCAAGGACGACAAUCCACUCCCCAAGGGAGCCAGCGUGACCACCGCCUUCAACCGAUCCAUCCUGAUCCUGACGCCGCAACGGGCGCUCAAGUUCACGGCCACCAACAUCGAGCGCCACUAUGUGUGGCUGACGGCGCUGUCCUUCCUGAGCCAUUCGGCAAUGGGCAUCCACGACCUCGCGGCCCUGCCCCCGGUGCCGCAGGCCGAGUUCGAGACGCCCCCACCCAUGGCAUCCCUACGCCGCAACCCGAUCCGCGAUUCCAUCCGCAUCGCCAAGGGUCGACCGCGCCCAAACCUCCGCGGCAAGCGCAGCCGCCAACCCGAACCCGUGCCGGAACUGCCCCCGGCGGCACACGGCCUUGGCAUGGCGGACGGCGAUGCUGACGGCGCCGCCGACCCGCCUACCGUGCCCCGGUUCUCGUCGCACUCGCACUCGCACUCCCGCAAACGCAGCAACACCACCACCACCACCCCGCGCCUCCCCAUCAUGCGCAGCUUCUCCAGCCAGGGCGCCAUGCCCUCCAUCCCGUCGUUACACAGCAUGGCGGUGCGCGGCGGCUCCCCGGACGUCUACCUCCCUAGCCAGGGAGGCGGCUACGGGCCCAGCUACGGCCCGAACAGCGGCCGCAGCAGCUUCAGCCGGCGCACGUCCGAGGCCAGCGGGCCGUCGAGCAUCGGCACGGGCAACUUCUUCGACGCGAUCGGCACGGUGCGCAUGGAGGCCUUCAUUGACCAGACCGACUCGAAUCGGUUCCGUGCGGGGACGCGCACGAGGACGCGCACGGGCACGGGCACGGGCACGGGUACGAGCACAAGCACGAUGGGGUCGCGGUCACGGCACAGCCGCAAGGCUUCGAGUCAAUGGGGGUCGGGCAGCCAGCGGUUCUACGGCGAGUCGGUGCAUGACGGCGAGCAUGAUCCGUUCGGCGGCUUCUGA
Aspergillus clavatus NRRL 1 is the source of this 3714-nucleotide messenger RNA. RefSeq names its product putative nuclear migration protein. The coding region runs from base 1 to 3714 and encodes 1237 amino acids. Lineage: Eukaryota; Fungi; Ascomycota; Eurotiomycetes; Eurotiales; Aspergillaceae. The transcript is spliced from 4 exons. Gene Ontology annotation, biological process: establishment of mitochondrion localization; microtubule cytoskeleton organization; dynein-driven meiotic oscillatory nuclear movement. Gene Ontology annotation, cellular component: cell cortex; mitochondrion. Gene Ontology annotation, molecular function: tubulin binding; phospholipid binding. The record is from RefSeq and is a predicted model, not a curated record.